This is a messenger RNA of Abrus precatorius (Indian licorice), 1634 nucleotides long. Its product is annotated as KH domain-containing protein At1g09660/At1g09670. The record is from RefSeq and is a predicted model, not a curated record. Gene Ontology annotation, biological process: regulation of mRNA splicing, via spliceosome. The coding region runs from base 272 to 1171 and encodes 299 amino acids. Gene Ontology annotation, cellular component: nucleus. Gene Ontology annotation, molecular function: mRNA binding. The transcript has 7 exons. NCBI's taxonomy places the organism in Eukaryota, Viridiplantae, Streptophyta, Magnoliopsida, Fabales, Fabaceae.
UGCGAAGAGAGAGUGAGUGACGCAGUCAAUAUAGAGAGAGAGAGAGAGAGAGAGAGAGGAAUCCUCACACAGCAGCGCAGCGCCUUUUGGUGGGUGGGUAGGGCUUUGCUUUGCCACUCUCUCUUCUCUGUCUCCGCUUUUCAUUCAGUAACCCUCCACUCUCCAUCUUUCUCAUCUCAAUAUAUAUAGAUACUCUCUAAGUCUGACUCUAUAACUCUAACUAGGUUUUGGUUUUGGUUGAAGAGAAAAAUAGAGAGAGAGAGAGAGUGAGAUGGGAGAGAGGAUCCCAUCUGGAACUGCCACUGCCACUGGGAGCUAUUUCCAGUUCCCUCCUCCGCCAUCUCCGAUUAGGUCUUCCUCUAUUCCUUCAGAUCGCGAAAGAUAUUUGGCUGAACUACUUGCAGAGAGACAGAAGUUGGGACCAUUUGUCCAAGUUCUGCCGCAAUGUACCAGGCUCUUAACUCAAGAAAUCAGACGUAUAUCGGGCUUUAAUCAAGGUUUCAUGGAACAUGAAAGACUUGAGCCAGACAGUCCAUAUAGGUCCUUAGGUCAACAUCCAAAUAGUAGACCAAUGGAUUUGGAAGGAUGGCCUGCUUUACCAAUAGAGGAAAAUGGAAAUCUCCAAAGAAUGGCAUCAUUUCAAGCACCAACAAUGGGUUGGCCUGGGACACAAGGAGUUCCAACUACUCCUGUAGUGAAGAGAGUUAUCCGGCUUGAUGUCCCUGUAGAUAAAUAUCCAAAUUAUAAUUUUGUUGGCCGAAUUCUGGGACCUCGCGGGAACUCUUUGAAAAGAGUGGAAGCAAUGACUGAAUGUAGGGUAUACAUCAGAGGCUGUGGCUCUGUGAAGGAUUCUAUUAAGGUAAAGUUGGAAGAGAAGCUUAAAGAUAAACCCGGAUAUGAGCACCUUAAAGAACCAUUGCAUGUAUUGGUGGAGGCAGAGUUUCCAGAGGAUAUAAUUAAUUCUCGCUUGGAUCAUGCUGUGGCAAUACUAGAAAAUCUUUUGAAGCCUGUGGAUGAAUCCCUUGAUCACUAUAAGAAGCAGCAAUUGAGGGAGUUGGCUAUGCUCAAUGGUACUUUGAGAGAGGAAAGUCCAAGCAUGAGCCCAAGUAUGAGUCCAAUUAUGUCACCUUUUAACAGCACUGGAAUGAAACGAGCCAAGACAGGAAGAUGACCUCUUAUGUUAACGGUGGAUCAUACAUUUUGCCCAAGCUAAGUUAUUAGCAUAUGAUCUCCUAGAAUAUGUGAUGGUCUUUGCACUGAUAUUACUCACCAGAAACUCCUUUGCGGCUGAAUCUCUCUCCUCAGGCAGCUUGCUGGGACUAAAACGACGGAUGGUUUACGCUUAAUUUAAUAGCCGUCUAUUCUUUGGUGUAUUAACCGCUAGAACAUUUGACUGUCUUUUUGCUUAGUUAUAGUAUUAACUAAUCUGCAGGCGCUACUUAGUAGCAUACUCCUAGUAGAUAUAUUUUUUUAUUAUUAUUAUUUUGCAUUUGUCAAAUUAUUAAAUUACAUACAUGCAUCUAUAAAUGCAUCUAUAUAUGCAUGGUAUUGACUCAAACUAAAUAAACAAGUGGAGUGUCUUUUAUUAUAUUGUGACCAACAUUUUUGGCAUCAUUGUUCAAUGAUUGUCGAUU